AUGUGCCGGACGAGAGAGGACGACGGCGAAGCUUUAAGAUAUUUCAAUUGUCGUGAAGCUACCAUGACUGCUGAACUUCAAUUAAAGGAGGAAUCAAUGGGUGGAUUGGUUAAAGUUCCUUCAAACCAAUCGAUCCGUGGAGAUAAGGAAGAUGAAUCUGAUGAAUACUUCAGUAACUCAGAUUCAAUGGAAGAAACACGUUCAGAAACAAGCUGGUCUGAUUUAUCCCCUCGGGAAGUUAAUCUUCCAUCUCCCAAGUUUUCACUUGCUGUUGAGUUUUUGAGAAGAUUACAUGGUUCAGUAGUGCAGAAAAAGGGUGGUUCAGCCUUUGAUGAUGAUCUUGAAUGGCAAGAUAGUUUCUUAAGCCAUAAUGAUUCAACAUUUCCAAAUGAUCCAACUGGUGAACUCAUCAAUAGUUGGGGAGCUGCAGAUUCCUCAUCCUUUCGCAUUCGUGGUGAAACUUAUUUACAAAAUCGCAAAAAGAUUACAGGAAAAGGCACAACAAUGCAACUUGUUGCAGCCAACAUGCUGAGAUCAAUCAACAAACAAGAUGAUUUGGCUGGAAGACCUGGUAGCAUUUGUCAGAAAUUUGCAGCUGUGGAACGCCCAGAUUUCUUUUUCAUUGUAAAUAUGCAAAUCCCGGGUCCCACAUCAAUUCUUCAUAUUGCUUUCUAUUAUGCAACAACUUCUCCCAUACAAGAUGUCCCCUUACUACAAAACUUUGUAGAAGGAGAUGAUGCAUAUAGAAAUGCAAGGUUUAAGCUCAUACCCCGUGUUUCUAAGGGGCCAUGGAUUGUGAAACAAAGUGUUGGAAAUAGACCAUGUCUGUUGGGUCAAGUUCUCAAGAUCCAUUAUGUCCGUGGAGUAAACUACUUAGAGCUCGAUGUGGAUGUUGGUUCAUCUAUGAUUGCAAAAAAGGUGGCUAAUAGAGUUGUGAGUACAUUCAAUCAUUUGAUAGUUGAAUCAGCAUUUGUGAUACAGGGAAACACACCGGAGGAAUUACCAGAACAUGUGCUUGGGACAUGUCGUAUGAGCCAUAUUGAUAUAUCAAAAGUGGCUACUACAUAAUAAUAAUGGAAAAAAAAUGUUGUUGACUGAAAGUGUAAGGGGCAAAUAUGUUAAUUGUCAAGUGGAGAGAGAUGUAAGUUAACUUCCUUGAAGAGGUGAAUUUGGACACGGCUUAUAAUACUAGAUUACAGCGAUAGUGGUUAACUUUUUUUCCUUUUUUAAUUAAUUUUUAUUUCACGUUUACUAAAGCCCUGGUUAGAGGCUAAAAAUAUGAUGAACAGAAUUUAGCCACUUAACCAGAGUUAAAAAUUGUUGUUGUCAUUUGGUCCGAGUGAUGCACCCUUGCAAUCUUUGUAUCACUUUUCAAUCUUUCUUCUUACGGUUUUAGCCAACAAUUAUAUGAAUAAAAUGAUGUG
This is a messenger RNA of Lactuca virosa, 1424 nucleotides long. NCBI's taxonomy places the organism in Eukaryota, Viridiplantae, Streptophyta, Magnoliopsida, Asterales, Asteraceae. The record is from the annotation of a GenBank genome assembly.